Messenger RNA from Opisthorchis viverrini, 738 nucleotides. RefSeq lists its product as hypothetical. NCBI's taxonomy places the organism in Eukaryota, Metazoa, Platyhelminthes, Trematoda, Opisthorchiida, Opisthorchiidae. The transcript has 5 exons. The record is from RefSeq and is a predicted model, not a curated record. Bases 1 to 738 code for a protein of 245 amino acids.
AUGCGAAACAGUGCCAAAAACAAGCGGCAGGCCAAGUUAUACUCCUCCUUAGAGAUGGAGAAGAAUUUCGGUGAGGAGACAUGGCUCAGUGGUGGCGCGAACUUACUGAAUGGAAGGUCCGUGAUUCAAACCGAACCUGACCAUUUCGACUGCUUCUGCCUAGACAUAGGCAACUUGACAGCAUCUCAGUCACCGUGCUUCCUCCGGGUGGCAUGGCAGCUAGAUACUGAAAGGAUUUUGCAACUAAACGUCCAUGGUUUAUCUCUGAAUAAGAAAGGACGUGUGUAUCAAGCUACAGUACGGGCUGCUUUGUUGUAUGGCUGUGAGACUUGGCCUAUUCGAGCAGCGGACCUGAGACGUCUUCAGGGGGCGAGAUGGCUCGAGUGGUUAGAGAGCGAAUUUACUGACCGGAAGGUCCGUGGUUCGAACCCGACCUCUGCCUCUCGACUUCCCCUGUCUAGGUUUGGACAACCUGGCAGUAUCCCAGCCUUCGUGCUUUCUUCGGUGGCAUGGCAGCUAGGCACAAAAAGGGUGUUACAGCUGAAUGAUAUUAACGGUGUAUCCCCGCUCGACAACAUUCCGAAUCCUCGCCACGAGAUGCCUCAGUGGUUAGACCACGAAUUUACUGACCCGAAGGUCAGUGGUUUGAAUCUCGACUUUUACUGUCUAAACUUUGCCAACCUGGCAGUAUUUCGACCCUCGUGGUUCAUUCUGGUGGCAUGGCAGCUAGGCAUCUAA